This is a messenger RNA of Bactrocera oleae (olive fruit fly), 687 nucleotides long. RefSeq names its product actin nucleation-promoting factor WASL. The record is from RefSeq and is a predicted model, not a curated record. Lineage: Eukaryota; Metazoa; Arthropoda; Insecta; Diptera; Tephritidae.
GAAUUUACGAUUAUUGAUUUCACACAUAGCCUAUACAGGUGUCACAACGAUAACUAACUGCGAACAUUGCGAACGUAUUGCGACCAACUCUAAUGAGCAGACGCUACUUCAUUUAUCAUUACGCUGACACACACAGUAAGUAACUGGACAGCGGCAAAUUAAGACGUAGCAUUAGACCUAGUAGAGCAAUUCAAUUAAGGCGAAGCAGCACUCCAACAUUUGUAAAAGAGAUUGAUUAGUGUAAUGACACCGCCACCACCACCACCAUGCGGCGGACCACCACCACCGGGACCGCCACGGCGACCAUUAGUUAAAGUGGAGAUUAUACCACCGUGGCGACGACGCCAUCAUCACCAUCACCACCACCACCACUCAACACCGCCGCCACCACCGCCCAGUCAGCCAGUCGUUGUGGUUGUACCAGGACAACAGCCGCCACCGCCACCAUACGGUAGUGGCUACUAUCCACCGGCGCCGCCGGCACCUGGAUCACACUACCACAAUCCGCCACAUUAUUGAGCAAUUUGCUUGAAGUCAAUUGGAUCAAUUUAGUGUUUAAGUUCACUUUUGAAGGAACUAGUUAGUAGGACACCUGACAUGGUGCAAUAUAUAUUUUUAUUUAUAUAUGUGUAUUAUAUAUGAUUCCUUAAAAGUAUUUAAUAAAACUUUGUUUACCAUUCAGUGCAA